CGGGGGGUGCGGGGGGUUCUGCGUUCGGCCGAGAACGGUUACGAUCGUUGCCCGCCUGGAGCCCUCUGCCCGAACAACUCCGACGAAACCGAUUUCUGGACCCCGUCCGCAGGUACUUGGGAAACUUCUCCCAUCCCCCCUGUCCAACAAAGCUGUGAACUGAAGUUUCAAGUGAAGGUGAGAUGGCCAGCAAUCACAAAUCCCCGUUAUCUCGCCCUGCUACACGAAGUGGAGUGGGGUUGACAGGAAGGCCUCUCUCUGGAAUGUGGCCUCCAUCUGGAAACGCUCGGUUUGCAACAAGAAUGACUCCUCCAUCAAGGCCUGGUUCUCGUUAUGGAAUCUUGGGGCCCACAGGAUUGCUGACCUCUCACAUUAAAGUUUUAGAUCGUCCGGUGACCCAGCAAGGUUUGCGAGGAAUGAAAACUACAAUGAAAGGUCCUCAGAGGCAGAUUUUGGAUAAAUCUUACUAUCUUGGUAUACUGAGAAUGAAAAUAAGUGAAUUCAUAGCAGAAAUGAAUAAACUGAAAAAAGAAAUUGAAAUGUUCACCCAAGAGAAUUUUGUGUAUUCAUCUUAUGAAAAAAGGGCAGAGAUUUUAGCUUGUGAAAUCAAAGAAUUUCAAGGACAACUGGCAGACUACAACAUGUUAGUGGAUAAGCUCAAUACCCAUAUUCAGAUGGAAGAAGUAACAAAGGAUUACAAUAAGCUGAAAGCCCAAAAUGACCGAGAAGCCGUAAGAAUAGAUGUCAUUUUUACAGAAAGACAAGAGAAAGAAGAGAUAAUUCGAGAAGUAGAAGAAGAUAUAGAAAAGGAAAUGCUAGCAGCGGAUGUCAUUAUUAAAAAUAUGUCUCCAGAAGAACAAGACAAAUACAUUGGGAUGAAGGCUACAAAUGAAAGACUGUUGCAGCAAUUAGAUGUAUUUCAACAGGAGCUAGAUACCCUGAGCAUGAAGAAGAAGAACCUAGAAUUUGAAUUGAGAAACUCCCAAGUAAAGCAGGAGGCUGUCCUGCUAUUUGAAAAACUUAAUGAAUUGGAGUCCCAACGAGAUAAAAUAAUUUCAGAAAGCAAAAAUGAAGAAUCGCCACUGGAAGAGAGAGACCAAUUACUUAAACAGGUUAAAGAUGAUAAUCAGGAAAUACUGAUAAUGGAGAGACAGUUAGCAGAUAUAAGAGAAAAAAUUAUCAUUUAUAGUGAAGAAGUACGACAACUGGACAUGGAAAUAACCGAGCACCAAGGUGAAAUGAGACAGAAAUACAAAGAACUGAGGAAAAGGGAGGAAAACAUGGACUCCUUUAUUGAGUCUUUUGAAGAAGUGAGGAAUCUGGAACAAGAUCGGAAAACCCAGAUGGAAACCAACAUUGUUUCACUGCUGGAGCAUUCUAGUAGAAACAUAAAUCGCAUGAAAGAGAUUUCUUGUGUCACUAAUCAAGAUCUGAAGUUGAUGCAGGAGGACCUCAAUUUCAAAUCCAGAGAAAUGGAGAAAUCACGGAGUACAAAUAGAAAUCUUUAUUCAGAUAGCCAAUGUCUGCAGUUGGAUCUGCAGAAGAUGGAGCUCCUGGAGAGUAAGAUGAGCGAAGAACAGGCUUGUCUUCAGAAUAAAAUUGAGCAGAUGAAGAAGGACUUAGAGAUUUAUGGAGACUUGAUGUCUUUGAAGAUGUCAGGCGAAGAAAAUAGAAAGAUACUCUACCAGGAGAAAGCAAAAUUAUCAAACCAUAAAAUCUCCUAUGAGAAAGUAAUGGAAAAGCUGAAUGCCAAAUGUGAGGCUCUCAAGCAACAACUGCAAGAGAAUGAGACACAUUGUCAGCUUGUCAAUUUGCAAAAGAAGUGGCAACACCAUGAGCAAAAUAACUUUGUGAUGAAAGAAUUUAUAGCAACCAAGAUUCAAGAAGGUGAUUAUCAAUCAAUAAUGAAGAAUGUGACUAAGCAGAUUGAAGACUAUAACAAAAAUAUCAUAGGUGCUUUACAUAGCACUUGUAGAAAUUGAACCUGAAUCACUUUCUACCUACGUAAUUUAGCAGUCCAAAAUCUUAUACUAUUGAAGAUGUUCACAAGUACCACAAAAUACUGAAUUGCCUGAAUUCCUGAAGCCUGGCUUCCAGAUGGAGAAAAAGGGAAUGUUUGACACUUAAGAAUUACUCUAAAACAAUUCCUUUAUAUAAGCUACUUGUCAAUAGCAAUCUCUAUGCAACUUUCAUUUUUGAAAACAAUAGGUAUUAAUCGUUAAUAAAAGGACUGGAAAAGUGG
Molecule: messenger RNA, 2242 nt
Organism: Ornithorhynchus anatinus (platypus)
Lineage: Eukaryota; Metazoa; Chordata; Mammalia; Monotremata; Ornithorhynchidae
Gene: IFT74
Product: intraflagellar transport 74
Exons: 21
Coding region: 183-1982 (599 amino acids)
Biological process (GO): cilium assembly; intraciliary transport involved in cilium assembly
Cellular component (GO): intraciliary transport particle B; centrosome; cilium
Molecular function (GO): beta-tubulin binding
Source: RefSeq, a predicted model, not a curated record